Molecule: messenger RNA, 3008 nt
Organism: Thunnus maccoyii (southern bluefin tuna)
Lineage: Eukaryota; Metazoa; Chordata; Actinopteri; Scombriformes; Scombridae
Gene: srrm3
Product: serine/arginine repetitive matrix 3
Exons: 14
Coding region: 178-2121 (647 amino acids)
Molecular function (GO): mRNA binding
Source: RefSeq, a predicted model, not a curated record
GCUCCGCGGUGCGCUGUCCACUUCAGCACCACAAGCCGAGCGGAGGCAGCGAGGAGGACCACAAGACGCGGCUCAACAUCAGCACCAGCACCGACCCGACUCCAAAAUACUGAAAAAUACCCGCUAGAAACGCGCACCCCUCCGAGGCAGAAGACUGCAGAAAAGAGUACAGUCAUCAUGUACGAUGCGGCGAGGGUGCCAUCUCCUAAGGAUGGUGCAAACGGGAUGGCCCAGCCAGUGGUCCCUGGAGCAGGAGCAGGAACAGCUGCAGGAUCAGGAGGGCCGACGCCAACGCCGACCACAGUCCUACAAGCUAAAACUGAAGAAGGACAGCCAGAUACAGAGGAGGACGAGGAGCCCAAAGUGGAGCCAGUCCUGGUGAAAAAGCCAUACAGAGAGAUCCUGGACCAUGAGAGGAAGAGGAGGGUUGAGCUUAAAUGUAUGGAGCUCCAAGAGAUGAUGGAAGAGCAGGGGUACACAGAGGAAGAGAUUCGACAGAAAGUGAGCACAUUCAGACAAAUGCUGAUGGACAAAGAGGGCGUCAUCACCAGAGCAGGCUCAGACACACAACCAGUGGUCAACCACCUGCACUAUCGGCCUGACGAGUAUGAAGAGGACCCUGAAUUGGUUGGCUAUGAAGAUGGAGACUAUUCCCAUGAUUACCACAGCGACAACAGAAUGAAGAGGAAAUCAAGCAGCUCUCCAUCCCCUCGUCCAAAGAAAAGGAAGAAGAAGAAAUCUGGUCGCCGAAGGAGUCGGUUUGGCAGCUCGUCACCCACUCGCAGAGAGAAGAAGAAAAAGAGUGGGAAGAAACACAAACGCGACAGAUCUGCCUCUGGCUCCAGGAAAAAGAGGAGAUACAGAUCGGGCAGCCCAAAGAACAAACACAAAGACAAGAACAAACAGAAAAAGAGGUCCCCUGGUGAGACCCCCAGUAGGAGUUCACAGCGUCAAGGCAGCUGCUGUAGCUCCCGUAGCGCCUCCCUGUCCUCCACUCGGAGCACAUCCAAAUCUCCCACCAGACUGAACUCCAAGCACAAGACAGAUGGGCAAAAGGCGUCCGGCACCUCACUGUCUCCGGGCCCUAACAGUCCUACCGCCUGGCACAAUGGGGACCACACCCAACGAAGCCGCAAUGGCAAGGCCGGCAGACUCAACCACGCCGAGGGCGAGAAGGGGCACGAUAAGCUCCGUCUCCUGACUGCUGGCUCUACAGGCAUCCAGUCUACUCUGCUGAGAGAGCACAAGCUCCACAGCGCCCCCAGCAGGAGCCAAACAGGACAGAUGUGCACAGCAGGAGAGGCUGGGAGUGUGGACAGCAGGAACACAGCUGUAGGGAGCUCCGUAACCCAGGCGUCAGGGAGGAGAGGGAGCCAGAGAGGCCAGAAUAAGAGCCCCCACUCCCCUGCAAACAGCAGCGACUCGGCUCACUCCCAGCAUAACCACACUCACAGAGGGAGGACCUCCCGUCACCAGAGAAAGACAAAAGGUGGCCAUUCUUCCAAACGUCACCACCGCUCUAGUCGGGGGCAGGCGCACCACCGGAGCCCAUCAGCAUCUCCAGGACGCCACUCACACACGUCGGGCAAGAAGAAAGAGGAGACUCGGAGCAAACAGAACCUCCGACAGCGCAGCAGCUCCUGGAGCAGCGGGCGUUCAUCCUCUGCCUCCAGAGACAGAGGCCCCAGCAAGGCAAAGUCCCCACACAAUAGACAGAACAACUCCAGAGAGAGGGACAGUCCAAACCGCUCCGACACCGACAGUCGGGCUCGCCGCCGCUCUCGCAGCUACUCACCCAUUCGCAAAAGGAGAAGAGAUUCACCCAGCUUCAUGGAGGCGCGCAGGAUCACCAGCGCCCGGAAGCGGCCGAUCCCGUACUACCGGCCCAGUCCCUCGUCGUCCAGCGACGACAGCAGCCCCUCGCGGUCCAGUCGCAGCCGUAGCCGCAGCUACAGCAGCUACAGUCGCAGCAGAAGCCACAGCCGCAGCCACAACCGAAGCCACAGCAGGAGCCGGAGUCGAAGCUGGAGCCGGAGCCGGAGCUGGAGCCGCAGCAGGAGCCGCUCCCGCAGCCACCACAGUUACUACAGCCGCAGCAGCUACGACAGCCCCGGCUUCUGAGCGGAACGUGGCACAGAAAGGGAAACAAAAAAACAAGCAGAGGAGAAGUUCAAAAUUACUGUGCUCCGGUUCAGUCAUUAUGUAUUUCUAACAAGCCCUCGACAGUGCCCACACUGCUGUACAGUCCAGGGGCCCAAACUCCUCGACCCCUAGACCAUUAUCUCUCUCUAAUGCAGAGCCCGGAUCAAAGAGGAGAAAUGUAUUUUGAUAUAGCACAUUACUAUGAAAUUGGCUGUCACUGUUCAUGUCUUCACAUACAAGGAAAUGGGUUAUCAUGUGUCAAAAAUUAAUUUGGUAGAGCCCAAAGAACAAAUCUCGCUGUAUGUUAGCACUUUCUUUCUCUUCUUCCACAAAGCAACCAAAAAUGAAUCCAUUAAAAACAUAAAAACUAUAUACUAUAUAAAUGUAUAUAUCCUAAAAAUAGGAGCUGAGUAGAAGACAAAAAGAGGACACAUCAACGGUAAACAGCUUACUGUACAUGUCAGAAAACUGGACUUUUUUUUUUGUUGUUGUUUUUCCUUCUCAUCAUGUAAUCAUCUCCCAAAGACUUCUGUUUCAUUGAAGCACACAGAUCAACAAAAGUGAGAACAAAAGAGAAGUCGGUGGAUGAAUAGGAAGCAAAAAAGAAGGAACUUUUUUAUGAUAAGAAUUGUAUUGUAUAGGUUUGUCUGUAUAGAUGUAACUUUUAAGUUCUGGCUUUGUAAACUAUGCACUGUAUAUUCCAUAUAGUUUGAAGAGAUUUGUUUGACGGCAAUUUAGCAUGAUGCAUCAGGGGAGACUUGCUGCUCGUAGGAGAAUACCCGGCCGUCAUUAAAGGUGCCAGGGUGCAUCUGCGCUCCCCUCUGACCUAUACAGUAUGUCAGCCGCCUGCAUACAGAGGUGAAUGG